Messenger RNA from Podospora anserina S mat+, 2583 nucleotides. RefSeq lists its product as uncharacterized. The transcript has 2 exons. Lineage: Eukaryota; Fungi; Ascomycota; Sordariomycetes; Sordariales; Podosporaceae. Gene Ontology annotation, molecular function: GTPase activator activity. Gene Ontology annotation, biological process: activation of GTPase activity. The coding region runs from base 1 to 2583 and encodes 860 amino acids. The record is from RefSeq and is a predicted model, not a curated record.
AUGACCAGGGUUACAAAGAUGACGUCGCCGUCAUUCCCAAACUCUCAACCGCAAACACCAUCAGCAGACUCCCACUCCACCAUUUCCAUUUCCACCUCCACCUCCACCUCCAACAUUUCCCGCUCAGAAAUCCCUCCGCGUCCGUCUUCUCCCUCAGGAAGCCUCUACGCAAUGUCCGACGACGAAGAAUCCGACUACAACACCAUCACCCACACCGAAACCGGCCGCGGCGUGAAGCUCCUCUUUUCAAAGUCCAAAGUCUACGUUCACCCUACACCUUCGGCCAAGGACAAUAUCCCGGGGUAUAUUGCCCUCUUGCAGCAAAAAGCCUCCUCCGGCCUUACCCGCCCGACGAGUUCCUCCUCAAAAGCCUCGAUUCGCUCCUCGGAUUUGCUGCUCGCAUGGGUGCCUGAAUCUCAACUGGGGGACUCGGCCUCGAUUUAUGUCAAGGUUGACCUCUGCGAUGGGGGCUCCCCCCCAAAACAAUCAUACCUGGUGCCGCCUCCCCCGACGGUGACUACCCACCGGGGUUCGGUAGGGAGCUAUGCGUUUGCUAUUCCCGUGUCGGCAGUGUACUCGCUGCUCGUCCGUCCGCCAAGCUUGGGGUGGUGGUAUGGGAGCGUGAUUAUCAACUCGAGGGCCGGUGAUUCUUUUCCGGCCUUGUUUUUUCACGACAAUGAAUGCCAGAGCACGUUGCUGAAGAGGAAACAGCGGGCUAGGGAGACAUUUGAUCCUUUUGGCGAAGGGGGGGAAAUGUUUUGGGGUGGGGAUGAGGUGCUGAGGUGGUUGAGGAGGUAUGUUGAGAUUGAGAGGAGUGUGGCGGAGCCGAAUGUGUACUUGGUCGAGCCGAGCCAGGAGGAUCUGGAGGGGUUUGGGGGGAAGGUUACUGCCGGUGGGAGGGCAGGGCUGGCGGUAGGGGGUGGGGUGCCUGGACCGUCGAGUUCGAGGGAUACAAGCAAGGAUGGGGGGAUGGAUCCCUUUACGAAGUUUAUCAAAGAGACGGGGUGGAAUAUUAUGGAAAAGUUCAGCAAAGUGACGACUUUUACGAGGCAAGCAGCGCAGGAUGUGCUUGAUAACCCGAGGAUUCCGCCACAGAUGAGGAGGUUGAUGAAGAACCCCGAGGUUCAGACGCUGCAGGAGGAGUUUGAUAGUGCGAGGAUAUACCUGGCGAGGUGGGCGAUGGGAAUUGCGGAACAGAGCGAGAGGGAUAGAAACCAGAGGAUAUGGACUGCGAGGGAGGUGAUGGAGUUGGAGGAUACAGAUGUCGGAGAGUUUGAGCUGCUGGAUAGCACGAAUAGUCUCACGCUGGAGCAGAUGAGGAAGCCAGUUACGCUGAGCGAGUGGAGGAAGUUUUUUGAUCCACGAACUGGACGGUUAUCGGUGACGGUGGAUGAAGUGAAGGAGAGGGUGUUCCAUGGUGGAUUGGACCCCGAUGAUGGCGUGCGCAAGGAGGCUUGGUUGUUCUUGCUUGGUGUGUACGAUUGGUAUAGUACAGCCGAUGAGCGUAAGGCUCAGGCUGCCUCGCUUAGAGAUGCGUAUAUCAAGCUGAAGGGCAGCUGGUGGGAGCGCCAGAUCGACCAGGGCGGUGAGGGUGAAGAUGGAGAGUGGUGGAGGGAGCAGCGGGCCAGGAUAGAAAAGGAUGUCCACCGCACCGACCGCAAUGUCCCGAUCUUUGCUGGCGAAGACAUCCCCCAUCCCGAUCCAGAGUCUCCCUUCGCCGAAGUCGGCACCAAUGUUCACAUGGAGCAACUCAAGGACAUGCUCCUCACCUACAACGAAUACAACAAAGACCUCGGCUACGUGCAAGGCAUGUCGGAUCUUCUUGCCCCCAUUUACGCCAUUCUUCAAGACGACGCCAUGGCCUUUUGGGGAUUUAAGUGCUUCAUGGACAGGAUGGAGCGCAACUUUUUGCGUGAUCAGUCUGGCAUGCGGGCUCAGUUGUUGGCUCUUGACCACCUGGUUCAGUUCAUGGACCCCAAGCUGUAUGAACACCUCCGUUCGGCGGACAGCACCAACUUUUUCUUCUUCUUCCGGAUGCUGCUCGUGUGGUACAAGCGCGAGUUUGACUGGCCGGAUGUGCUGCGGUUGUGGGAGGGGUUGUGGACAGAUUAUUUGAGCAGUAGCUUUCAUCUGUUUGUGGCGCUUGCGAUUCUGGAGAAGCACAGGGAUGUGAUCAUGACGCAUUUGAAGCAUUUUGAUGAGGUGUUGAAGUAUAUUAAUGAACUCUCUGGUACAAUGGACCUUGAGUCAACUCUGAUCCGCGCAGAAGCUCUGUUCAAGCGGUUCCAGAGGCUAGUGGAGGCGGUGGACAGGAAGGGUCACUUUCCUGCGCCCAAGAGGGUGCCCACACAGCCAGCAGGAGACGGUACUGCUUCUGGUUCAAAUACUGCUGCGACGCCUGCUUCGCCGCAGGGCAACACGAGCGCGAAUGAACAAAAUAGUAACAGCCUGAAUAACAAUGGAAAGGGCAGGGAACAAGUGGAGAAGGUUAUCUCGCCGGAGCUGAGGAAGUUGUUGAAGAGAGAGGUGGAAGUGCUGCCUAGACGGGACGUGGCUACGAGUAGUAAGAAUGGGGGGAAGUGA